AUGGCCGCCGUCAUACCAGCUGUUACGAAAAUUUCACCAAGAAUCAUCAGAAUUUUGGGGUGUAACCCCGGAAUUAUGACUCUUCAGGGGACAAAUACGUACAUCGUUGGAACUGGGAAAAGGAGAAUUUUAAUAGAUACUGGUGAUGCAGACGUUCCCCAAUACAUCAACCACCUCAAAUCCGUUCUAAACUACGAAAAAUUCGAUUUGGCACAUAUUUUUAUCACCCACUGGCACCACGACCACAUCGGAGGACUAAGCGACAUCCUCAACGAAUUCAAGGAAAAAACAAAACAUUGUCAAAUAUGGAAAUAUCCCAGUUGCAAAGACGAAAUAAAUAAAAACGAACGCAUAGAACUUCUGAAAAACGGACAAGAAUUCGCCGUAGAGGGCGCCACUUUACGCGUACAUCACACGCCCGGUCACACUGACGAUCACGUGGUACUACAUUUGCUCGAAGACAACGUUCUUUUCAGCGGCGAUUGCAUUUUGGGUGAAGGAACGGCCGUUUUUGAAGAUUUGUAUGAUUACAUGCAUUCUUUGAACGAAAUAGCGGAACUGAAGUCGGCUGUAAUUCUGCCUGGACAUGGAAAUGUUAUUCAAGACCCCAUGGAAAAAAUCAAAUUUUACAUCGCCCACAGGAAGCAGCGCGAAGAGCAAAUCAUUGAGUUCCUAAACUCGCAUCGCAACGAAACCUUCAACGAAGCAGAUCUAGUGAAAAAUAUCUAUGAAGACCUGCCGCAAAAUUUGUCGAAGGCAGCGCAAAACAACGUCGGUCAUCAUUUGAUGAAGCUGUUAAGAGAGCAAAAAGUGAUGAAGAUAAACGAUGGUUGGCAGGCCAAAAAUGUGAAUGAAGUGAAGAGUCGUUGA
This is a messenger RNA of Psylliodes chrysocephalus, 870 nucleotides long. Lineage: Eukaryota; Metazoa; Arthropoda; Insecta; Coleoptera; Chrysomelidae. The record is from the annotation of a GenBank genome assembly.